CACCGCAAAACGUGGCUUGUGGCUGCAGAAGAGGAGGAAGGUAUGCUGAGGGCUCGGAUCCAAAGAGUUCAGGUUCCCCUGGGUGAGGCGCUGCGACCCAGCCAGCUCCCCCCAUCCCGGCUGCCUCAUAUGUGGCAGCUGUCCCAGGCUUGGUGGUGUUGAAGAACUGCUGCUUAAACUCGUGCCUGGUGAUUAAUCUGGAGCGGUGGCUCUAGGAAGAUGUCGUUGCAUAUUUUGUACAAUAAAUGAUUCUCUCUCCACUGAAAUGCAGCCACCUCUGAGGUGGAAGCAGUUAAACAACACACAGCAACAUUACACAAGAGUUUAGCACAGGCAGUGAAGAAUUGUGUCCAAGUGAAACAUCAGGGGGAGUUCUAGUUCUCUGAACAUGUCCCAGAAGGAUCCCUGCCAGAAACAAGCCUGUGAAAUACAGAAAUGCUUGCAAGUGAACAACUACAUGGAGUCUAAGUGUGAAACCGUGCUUCAGGAAAUGCGGAAGUGCUGCGCCCAGUACCCCAAAGGCAGAUCCAUCUGUUGCUCAGGGUUUGAGAAAGAAGAAAGAGAGAGAGAAGAAUUUAAAGCGACUUCAGAAGGAAUUCCCCCACAACCUCAGUAACACAAUGCAGCUCCAGCAGGUGCCAGAACAUGGACUUACCUUCAAAGCUUGUGUGUGUUUUUUCAAGCCUUCUUUAGACUUUCAGGAAAGCCAGAUCGCUCCUAGAACACACCAUCCGGCACACCAAAAAGUAUAACCAGUACCAACAGAUGGCCUGGUUAACAGACUUUAUUUUCUGUACUAAAACAUCAUUUACAUUGUCUUCGCAUUGCAUCUGUGUCUGUGAGAAGUCAACUUGAUGUUUUCAGAAUGCUUACCUUACUCUAAUCCAUCUUUGCUCUCAAAAUGGAGAACUGGAACCAAGUAAUUCUGGCUUCUGGUGCGAGAGGUACAGGAAGUGAGCUCAGAAGAGUGAGUGACUUUAAGCGUAACACAUGAAACAAGCCCAUCUUGACACAGCAAAAGCAUUGCUGCCAUCACGCAGUAGUUCCAGACAUUUGCCUGUCCAGUGGUUCAAGCUCAAGAAUGGGAAUCAGGUCUGGGGAUUGUUCCUAGGUCUUGCAUAGAUCAUGAGUGACUACAAGUCACUUUGCCUAAGUGCCUCACUUUCCCACUGGACAGACUUUUGGUUACUUAUAUUUGAAUUGCCUACAUGCUGCUAUUUGCAUGACAAAGAUGUUACAGGAACAUUAUUUCAGGGAAUGCUACAGGAAUAAUUUUUUUUUUUAAAAGCAAUAUUCAUUUGAAAGAUCUGACUGUUGAUAUAAAAUUUAUAAAUUUAUGUAUAAUUGAACACCUUUAAGCAAUAUGUGACAAACCCAGCGUAGUUCAACCCACUGGUACCCAGAAGCCUGUCACAAAGCCCUGGGCUAGAUCCAAGAACUGAUUUAGGUGCUGCUUACUGAACAAGCAGUUGCAGGCACUCACUUUCAACACAGCAUUCCAGACUCACUCACAAGCCGGCUGUGUCUGGAC
Messenger RNA from Tauraco erythrolophus (red-crested turaco), 1531 nucleotides. RefSeq names its product C-X9-C motif containing 4 (gene CMC4). Gene Ontology annotation, cellular component: mitochondrial intermembrane space. Lineage: Eukaryota; Metazoa; Chordata; Aves; Musophagiformes; Musophagidae. The record is from RefSeq and is a predicted model, not a curated record.